AUGAGCUUCUUGAAUCCAAACAGAGGAGCAGGAGGAACCAAGAUUCCUCUCUCCAUCAUCGUUCUUGUUCUCUGUGGUUUCAUGUUCUUUAUACUCUUGUACACUGAAAGAAUCAGCUUGAUGUCUUCUUCUUCUUCCUCCUAUUCCCCAUCUGCUCUCCCCAAGCUAAAGUCUUGUCCCAGGAAAGACAUUAGCUCAAAACCAAAACCUAAAGAGAAAGUUCGAGAAGAGAUACCAGCGAAUAUGGAAGUGGUUGACGACAGAUUCGACUUUGAUCCAGAAGAGUGUAAUGUCGCAGCAGGAAAAUGGGUUUACAAUAGCUCAGUGAAGCCACUCUACACCGAUGAAUCAUGUCCAUACGUCGAUCGCCAAUUCGCUUGCAUGAAAAAUGAACGGCCAGAUACUGAUUAUCUUCGGUGGGAAUGGCAACCUGAUGACUGUACAAUCCCACGAUUUAGCGCGAAGUUAGCAAUGAACAAACUCAGGGGAAAGAGAUUGCUUUUUGUCGGAGAUUCGUUGCAACGAAGCCAAUGGGAAUCCUUCGUGUGUUUGGUGGAAUCAAUAAUACCAGAAGGAGAAAAAUCAAUGGAGCGUAGCCAAAAAUACUUUGUCUUCAAAGCAAAGGAAUACAAUGCGAGUAUAGAGUUCUACUGGGCACCUUAUAUCGUGGAAUCGAACACGGAUUUACCGGUGAUUUUGGAUCUGAAGAAAAGGAUAGUGAAAGUGGAUUCGGUGGAAGAUCGAGCAAAGUUUUGGGAAGGAGCUGAUUUUCUGGUUUUCAACACUUAUGUUUGGUGGAUGAGUGGUGUCAGAAUGAAAGCUUUGUGGGGUUCCUUUGAAAACGGAGAGAAAGGUGCGGAGGCACUCGACACACACGUGGCUUACAGGCUAGGGCUCAAGACAUGGGCUAAUUGGGUUGACUCUACCGUUGACCCUAACAAGACCAAAGUCUUCUUCACCACCAUGUCUCCUACUCAUUCUAGAAGUGCGGAUUGGGGGAAGCCAGACGGCGCCAAGUGUUUCAACGAGACGGAGCCAAUCAAAGAUAGGAACUUUUGGGGAACUGGCUCCAACAAGGAGAUGAUGAAAGUUGUGUCAAGCAUCGUCAAGCACAUGACCACGCACGUGACUGUCAUCAACAUCACGCAGCUCUCCGAAUACCGCAUCGACGCCCACACAUCAGUCUACACGGAGACAGGUGGCAAGCUCUUAACGGCUGAGGAGAGGGCUGAUCCCAUGCGUCACGCUGACUGUAUACACUGGUGCCUCCCUGGAUUACCCGACACGUGGAAUCGGAUCCUUUUGGCUCAUUUGUAA
Messenger RNA from Microthlaspi erraticum, 1317 nucleotides. Lineage: Eukaryota; Viridiplantae; Streptophyta; Magnoliopsida; Brassicales; Brassicaceae. The record is from the annotation of a GenBank genome assembly.